AUGCCGGGCUUUAUUACGCCGUGCGGCACCACAGGGGCCCUCCCGCAGGGGGAAGCUCCGGGUCUGCUCGUCACUCGCGUGGCCAAAAGUGUGGGCUACCGGGAGUCGGAUACGUGCAAACCCCCUCCGUCUGCCGUCGAGCCGCGCAGGUUCACAGCUGAUGUGUUGUCAAGCGCAAAGCCAAGAUUUGACUUGUGUUCAGGUCUGAAUACCACUGUGUCCACGGAAGUAGAAUUUGGAGUAUGCACUGUUACAUGUGGUAAGAUUGGCCUUCGAGAAGUUCUGUUAACCAGUGGAUGCCCUGGGACUGAAGCAAAAUGUAUUGUCCAUGUGGAGGAAUGCCGGGGUCCAGUAGACUGGAUGGGAAUAUCAGUUUCUGAGGACCUUGCCUGUGUGAAGAUGUCUUGUAUUUAUAUACCUCCUGAAAAUCAAUUUAAAUAUGUUUGGAAGAUGUUAAUUCCAAACAAGACCGCACACAUUCUUCCCAAUGAUUCAGCUAUUAUGAAAGUGCAAGAUACCCAUUCAGUUACUUUCCAGUGUGGAACUCAAGAAAAUGGAAAUCAAAUUGCCUCUGUAAAAUACAGAGUCUACGCAAAAAACUUAAGGAGAAUAGAAACAGGGCAAUCAAGGAGAACCACAACAGAUGCCAUUCUGGUCUUUUGCCUGGUAACUGGAAUCAUGGUGACUACUGGUGUGAUUCUUGCCAUGACCUUUAUGAUUCUUCACUGGGCUGUUGUAAAAUCUAUUUGUAAAUCAAAAUCUUGGCAAGACAACAAACACAAGAAGACCAACAAAAGAUCACUAUGUAACAUGGAAUAA
Molecule: messenger RNA, 819 nt
Organism: Athene cunicularia (burrowing owl)
Lineage: Eukaryota; Metazoa; Chordata; Aves; Strigiformes; Strigidae
Gene: SPACA1
Product: sperm acrosome associated 1
Biological process (GO): acrosome assembly
Cellular component (GO): acrosomal membrane
Source: RefSeq, a predicted model, not a curated record